AUCGAAUAACUUGGUCUUACCAACAAAGAUAAUCUCAUCCUUAAUUACCAUGUAUUAAAAUGUUAAACAUGUCAAUGUGCUAGGAAUUAGGAUAGGCACCAGGCUGCUUACUAAACCCGAUCCUAACGCUCAAAGACCAAUUUUUUUCCCUCUCUGGUUGAUCGAUUGAUCGCCAUUCACCAUAACCAGAUCCCAUUUCCCAAUCUAAACUUUCCCAAAGAAAAAAAUAAUCAGAUAAAUAGAAAUGAAUGAUGAAGGGAGAAACAGAGGUUCAAGUGGAGAUCAGCAGCAGCAAAACCAAUAUGGAACAUUCCAAGGAGUCGCUAACUACCCUCCUCCACGUCCUCCACGGCCGCACCAGCCGCAGCAGCAACGUGGGUCAAUGGGGUUGCCUCAGCCUUCUCCACCUCCCUCUUUCUCUACUCCUCAAUAUCAGCACCAAGGCUAUCAGACCGCGCCGGGGUAUACUGUUGCUGAUGGAAGACCUGUAAGAGAUGAGCUACCGUGCUGUGGCCUUGGCGUCGGAUGGUUCUUGUUUGUCAUUGGUUUCUUCCUUGGGGCCGUUCCCUGGUAUGCCGGAGUCGUUAUUUUAGCCUUUUCAAGGAUAGACUACCGAGAGAAACCCGGAUAUAUCGCUUGCUCAAUCGGCGCCUUUCUUGCGACAAUUGCACUCCUUGUUGGUCUAAUAACGGAAGCUGAAUGAUGGUAAAGC
Molecule: messenger RNA, 712 nt
Organism: Hibiscus syriacus
Lineage: Eukaryota; Viridiplantae; Streptophyta; Magnoliopsida; Malvales; Malvaceae
Product: 60S ribosomal protein L18a-like protein
Exons: 4
Coding region: 245-703 (152 amino acids)
Source: RefSeq, a predicted model, not a curated record